AUGGCAGCGCUCCUUGCAAAGGCAGCACUCCUUGCGAAGGCAGCACACCUUGAGAAGGCAGCACUCCUUGCGGAUGCAGCACUCCCUGCGGAGGCAGCACUCCUUGCGAAGGCACCACUCCUUGCGAAGGCAGCACUCCCUGCAAAGGCAGCACUCCCUGCGAAGGCAGACCUCCUUGUGAAAGCAGCACUCCUAGCGAAGGCAGCACUCCUUGCGAAGGUAGCUCUCCUUAGAAGGGCAGCACUCCUGGUGAAGGCAGCACUCUUUGCGAAGGCAUAUCUCGUUGCGAAGGCAGCACUCCUUGCAAAGGCAGCACUCCGUGCGAAGGCACCACCCCUUGUGAAGGCAGCACUCCCAGCAAAGGCAGCCCUCAUUGCGAAGGCAGCACUCCUUGCGAAGGUAGCACUCCUUGCGAAGGCAGCACUCUUUGCGAAGGCACCACCCCUUGCGAAGGCAGCACUCCCUGCAAAGGCAGAUCUCAUUGCGAAGGCAGCACUCCUUGCGAAGGCAGCACUCCUUGCGAAGGCAGCACUCCUUGCGAAGGCAGCACUCCUUGCGAAGGCAGCACUCAUUGGAAGGGACCACUCGUUCAAAGGCAGUACUCCCUGA
Schistocerca cancellata (South American locust) is the source of this 609-nucleotide messenger RNA. RefSeq lists its product as uncharacterized. The transcript has a single exon. The record is from RefSeq and is a predicted model, not a curated record. Bases 1 to 609 code for a protein of 202 amino acids. Lineage: Eukaryota; Metazoa; Arthropoda; Insecta; Orthoptera; Acrididae.